AUGGAAACGACGAUUAAACAAAGUAAUAAAGUCGAGAAGUCGGUGGAUACUCCCAAGAAACCAGAAAAACGUCCCGAUCCAGUCAAAAGAAAGUCUCCAAAAGUUGAAGUGAGUUGAAAUUCCCUUUUCCCAUUAUUUUAUAAUGACCAAAGUAUCUCAAGAAUAGUAUUUAGGAAUUCUGUCACUACCAUGAAGGAAAACUAAUUAAAAUACUUUAUUGCCUUCGAUUCCCCAAAUCCUUUUCAGAUGACCGUAACCGGAGAAGAUGAAGAAAAAUGGGUGGCUUUGAUUACGCCCAGAGGAAGGGUCGGAAAUCAGGUAAUUUCCGGCUUUUAAUUAAACAGACAUUUUUUGCAAACUAAAGGUUGCAGCUGUUUUACCUCAUUAAUGGCUUUUCGAUCGGGAAGACGCUUGGAAGGAAGCAUUUCGUGCACAGCGAGAACAUGGCACGUGCUUUGAGAGUUUCGAAGCAAGUGACGGAUAUUUUCCCCAAAAUGGAGGAAACCUUCACAAUUAUGGUGAUACGAACACGAAGAACAAUUUUCGGUGAAUUGAAUUUGUUUAGGAUGGCGAAGGAGAAAAAAAACGCAAAUUUGCCUUGGAUUCUCGUGGAAUUUCUUCCUGUUGCACAUACGAAGACCCGAUGCCGUGAGAACUGAAAAAGAAGAACGUUUUGAAAAAAAAAACAUAUUCAGGCUCAAAAAUCAUACAGCUACAAAACUUUACUUGCUUUCAAGAUGGACACAGUCGUACAAAUACUUCCUACCUUAUUUGGAAGAAAUCAAAAAAAUUCUGGAAUUUUCACCAAAAGUCGUGAAAGAAGGAAAUGGCGUUAUCAAAGAUUGGGGAAUGUGGGUUUUUUUCUAUUUGUUUUAGUAUCGUAGUAAUCCUUAUUCGAGACAAUAACUUUCCAGAAAGAUCUUCCACUUGUAGUUUUAUAUAACAGCUUUUACAAGAAAGUUCCUUUGACUACAGAAUCUCCAGGAGAGUUGUGUAGCUUUGUAGCUAUCAAUAAAGGUCUUCCGUAUUAAUGACAUGUGUAAUCUUUUUUUAAGAAGAAAUUAAAUUGCAAAAAAACGCCACUCACACUGAAUCAAACCCUCUGACGAAGGAGAUGUAACCUAAAGAUUUGUUUUUUUUUUGAGUUUGAGCAUAUUAGAACUAUGAAGACCAUUCAUCGGACUUUCAAAAUGUACCUAAGGAAACUGUCGGAAGACCCGAGCCACGCAGGAAAAGGAUUUUGGAUGUUUGUGUUUUACACUGUCAUCCCACUCGUUCUUUUCAUUUUUAAAAAACUCAUCAGCAUUUACAGCAAAGCUAAGGGUAACAACCUCUGUGUUCACACCCGCAGAGGAGAUUUCACGGAAGGCAAGUACAAGAAAGGAGCCAUCGCUACGAAUGCAACUUUUGCCACCAGGGCUCUCAAAUUUUUGAACAACAAAUUUGUCAGUUCACCCUUCACAUUCUCUCGAUUUUUUCAUUUCAGAAGCCAGAUAAUAUAAUAAUGUUCGGAGACUCAUUCAAGUUCAUGAAGUCAAUCUAUAAAAAUAAAGUUUCACAUCACGGGUUAGAAAAGGUAAUAAAAAAAUUUCAGAGGUAAAAAACUUGUGUGUUUUACAGAACUUCUUCAUUUCUACGAGUUCAGAAGGUGGAGAUUUAUAUUUGAGUUCUAAGAGCUGUAAUAUAUUUUUAACUACGUCUUCAACUUCAACAUUUGGAUGGUGGUUAGCCUGGUUUUCCAAAAAUCAGUCAAAUGUUUUCUACAACAACUACUACAGACCUGAUAGGCCUCGAGCCACUUACAAGGAUUUCUUUCCGUGAGUAGAGCUAUUUUUUGAAACCGUUGUUUAUUUUUUCAAUUGCAGAACAUCCUGGCAGCCUCUGAAAACAUUUGAAAACGAUACGGUAACAAUCGUCGAUCGCCUGAAGGACGAAAUAUAA
Caenorhabditis auriculariae is the source of this 1941-nucleotide messenger RNA. The record is from the annotation of a GenBank genome assembly. NCBI's taxonomy places the organism in Eukaryota, Metazoa, Nematoda, Chromadorea, Rhabditida, Rhabditidae.